CACCCCCCGGGUGUCGCCGCACACAAACGGUCCGAGACGUUUUGGGGCCUUGCAGCUCCUGGAGUCGACCUCCAGCCGCCUCGGUGGGGCGAGUCCGAGAGAGUUGACCCCCCACGGGCUCGAGAAGUCGAUCUGCAGCGCUAAAGGCGAUCUGCAGAUCCGGAGAGGGGCAGGGAGGGGGGGAACCUGCAGCGCAAGCUUCGAACUAUAGUCAACCUUCCACCCAUCAUCGACCUCCUCGAGCGAUCCUCUCGCGUCAAACCUCCACCUUCGGUGCUUGAAUCACACCCACCAAGAUCUGGAGUUGACCACAAGGUGUGUGAAGUCAGCCUUACGUCCAGCAAUACCAGUCAACCGCACUCAACACUAUAGUCGACCUAGCAUCAACUUACAGUCAACCUUCAUACAGCAUCAACCUUUCGGCUCGGCCUAUAUCCACCUUCGGACAUCUACAACCUCCACAUUCAUCACCUCGACUCCACCACACCCAACAAACCUCCAGCAUCGAACGACUGCUGGUGGUGUUGGUGUUGUUGGGAGACGGAGCACGCGGCCGCCUCGUGGAGGAGGGGUGGGGGGGUAGAGAGCCAUGGCUGCACUGGACGCCCAAGAGCUGAUGGACCGAGGUGCUCUCGCCCUGCUCGCCCUACGCUCGGCACCCUGCAGCCCGGCCCGUGCCUCGCCCUGGGGCGAGCAGGCUGACCUGGGUGACGACCACCAUCAUCAUCAUCAGCCCCUGGAGCCACCGCUUGCCCGGCUCGAAGGUCGCGGCGUGGACUACGUGGUGCGAAAGCGGAUGGUGACGGUGGGCAGAGACUCGAGCCAGGGUGCCGUGGACGUGGACAUGGGCAGGUCGAGCUUCAUCUCGAGGGCGCACCUGGAGAUCGCACUCGAAGGGACACACUUCAUGCUGAGCUGCCUGGGAAAGAACGGCGUGUUCGUGGACGGCGUGUUCCAGCGACGGGGCGCGUCGGCCCUGCGCCUGCCCAAGACGUGUGUCCUUCGGUUUCCGAGCACAACCAUCCGGCUGCGCUUCACCUCGUUGGUGUGGGAGACCAAGUCCCCAGAAGGCGUGAGCCUCGGUGGAGUUGGCGCCGGCGGCGCUGCCGUUGGAGACCGGCGCUCCCCGUCGCCCCCGCUACAGCCCCUGCACCCGGACAUGUCCCCGCUCAAGCUGCACAUCCCCGAACCCGGCCUGGACGUGCCGAGCCCCAUGCCCUCACCCACGCACACAAUCAGCGCGGCCAACUCGUGCCCGGCCAGCCCUCGCGGGGCGGGCAUGUCGGGCAUGUUGGGCUGCCGCAACGCCCGCCUCACGCUCGCCGAUCUACACUUGGCGGCGGAGUUUGCUCAGAACGCUGCCGAGAAAGAGGCGGAGCCCCUGGUGAUCGUGGCCGAGACAAACUUGAACCCCAACCCACCGCCCGCCCCUACCGGGGAGGAGAACCGGCCCAAAGUGCAGACUGCACAGCUUGCCUUUGAGCAGGACGAGAGCAAGCCCCCCUACUCGUACGCGCAGCUCAUCGUGCAGGCCAUCACGUCGGCGGCCAGCAAGCAGCUCACGCUCAGCGGCAUCUACGCCUACAUCAGCAAACACUACCCGUACUACCGCGCCUCCGACAAGGGCUGGCAGAACUCGAUCCGCCACAACCUGUCGCUGAACCGCUACUUCGUGAAGGUGCCCCGCUCGCAGGAGGACCCAGGCAAGGGCUCCUUCUGGCGCAUCGACCCGGCGUCGGAGGGGAAGCUGGCGGAACAGGCGUACCGCAAGCGGCGCGCCCGUGGGGUGCCCUGCUUCCGGGCGCCCUUUGGUCUGCUCUCGUCACGGAGCGCGCCCCCAUCGCCGACUCACCGUGGCUCUCUGGCCGGGGUGGAGACCCCGGACUGCUUGUCCCGUGAGGGGUCUCCCACCCCCGCCGAGCACGAGGGCGUCUCCACUCACCACCCAACCCUGCCCACCCUCUCGGAUGCACGCUACACACAGAGCGCGCCCGGCUCUCCCGUGAGCAGCAGCCAGCCCAUCCUGGUGAGCUUGCAGCACCAGCUGCCAGCGCUCAUCCCCACCAAGCCUGGCACGUUCACGCUGGCGCCAGGAGGCACCUAUACCAUAGCGACGGCGGCCCCGCCAGGCCGCGCCGGUCAGACACUGGGCACCAGCGCUGGCAACCCCACACCCGUGGUGGUGCAGACGGUCACAGUUCUGCGGCCUGUGUCGUCGUUGGGCCCACUUGAGAUGCGGGGUGGCCUGCCGCAACAGAUGCAGGUUCAGACGGCGCAGGCGCAGCUGCAGACGAUGCAAACAGUGCAGAUGCAGCCGGUGCAGGUUCAGGUGCAAACCGCGCAAGUGCAAUCGGUGCAAGCGCAAGCAAUGCAGGCUAUGCAGGCCCUGCAGGCGGGUCAGGCCCGGCAGAUACAGGCGGCGCCCGUGCAGGCGACGCAGGUCCAAGCCGUGCAACUGCAAGCGGUGCAGCUGCAGCUGCAAGCGCAGCCUCCGUCCAUCACCACGUCGAGCCCGACGCUAGCUGUAGCAAACCCAUUGCAGCUUUUGGCUGCGCAUGCGUCCGCCUCGGCCGCGCUUGGCACUAAACGCGCCGCCAUCACGGAGAACAUGGGCCACAAAAACGUGUCAGCUGAAGAGCCUGUUCAAAAGAGGCUCUGCGCAGCGUUGGGGAAGGAAGAGUCGGAAGAUGACGGUGAUGUGAGCAGCGACGGUGAGGGUGCCCCGCUUGUAAUUGCAACUGGACCCGACGCGACGCAUCACAGCAAUGGGGUGGAUUAAAAACACAUUGGCCACAUCCUGUUGUGGCUUUUCUGCUGUUUUAGGUCGGGCUUUGGUGAUGCCCGUGUUAUUUUGUUCCCGAAUACAUUUUAUUGGCCAGAAUGUGGUCCCACCCUGCCAAUAAGACCUGCCACCGAUGGAAGAAAAGAUGUCACUGUUGUUGUCUCUGCAAGUUGAAGUAAAUACAUUUUGAGUCGCAAAAAGUAAGAAGAAAGAAGACAAUGGAACACAUGUUUGCUUAUGGUCUUAAAGUCUCUCCCAGAACCAUGAGGAAGUCAAGGAAUGAGCUAAGUGUCAGAACUUAAAAGAUUUAUGCAAUAAGAAAACAUCAAGCAACGUCAUAUUCGUUCUGCCAUCAUUCGUGGCUGGCCAAGCAGCCAGAACUUUGGCCACGUCUUUAGAACCGGCAGUGGCUGUUACUGUCUGAAAAACUAUAAACAUUUCACCAAAUACUGCUUUGGAAUGGAUAGGGAUAUUCCCUUCGUCUUAACCGCUCUUCUGUAAGGACACUGCUUUCUGCAUUGUCACUGCUGGCCAUGCCCGUGACAUGAUCACAUACCCCACCCUAAAGGGGAGAGAAAAACUACACGUUGGGUUUGCAUGGAAAAAGAUAAAUAUUAAACUAACUGUUGCUUAUUAUAAUCCUGUUUUGCUCGGAUCCCUACGUAUUGCUGGCUUGGUAUAAAUGGGCAUCUGUAAGAUGAUCUUUCUCCAGAAAAAAUCAGGUGAGCGAAGUUAGUGUGAGAUUAUUUUGCAAACGUUUUGUGCAAGGGAGUGUAUCUCGAGUCUAAUGAGUACUGCCUUUGGUAACAUAGUAACGUAAGUCCAAAGGAUGCCGAACUUCAAGUGUCGGUUGAAAUUGAGUGGCGGUGGUGUCAUUUAUAAAUCACAGUCGUGCGUACUCUUCUCACGGUACCGUUAUUAGCCUCUUUGGUUGCAUUACUCUACAAACAAACUUUGUCGGACAUGUAGUAAAAAAAUGUUUGUUGUUGCUGACAAUGACUGGACUUAAUCUCAUAUUUUGUUUAAGUAAACCUGAAUCGGGGGGCUAUGUGCCCGACAUGUUAAGCGAAUUUUUUUUUUAUCGGAUAUAGUGUACGACUUUUGUCACUUGACCACAAGCAUUUGUCCUUUACACUUUUCAAAUAUCAAUUAUCGUGCUGCAGCCGGAGAUAUUGUGCGCUGACAAUUGCUAUGUUUACUGUUGUGAAUAAACAGAGGCUAAUGGUAAAGAAACGCAUACCGGUUAACUUAACACCUGUUUUUCAUGGUUCGUACAUUUCUACUGUAUGGCUGAACGUUCAUGCUUACAAAACGGAUGUGCUUGCCUUUGGCACUAAAGCAAAGGAUGUAGUUGUCAGCCCAUUUCUAAUUUUAUUCGCCUAUCUCUUGGUAUUAUUUUCUCUAUCUACCUCCUUUUUAUGUUUCUUAAAAGGUUUUAUUUCAUUUUUUUAUUCGUAUUACGAUGCUUCCCAUGUCUACAUAUAUACGGUAAUUUUUGUUAUAAUAUCAAUGCAGUAUCACAUGUUUAUAGUGCGUGCAAAUGAGAAUUUAAAUCAUACUGACAAUGGGCUGUGUGAUGUGCGUAUAUGGAUUUUUUGGUCAUUAAUUUGCAUCGCUAAUGAACCUUGAACAACAAGUAAAUUGCUGCAUUAUGCUCAUUAACCAGUGGUUGACAUUUAUGAACUGUACGAUUGUUUUAGAGCCUUUAAAAAAAAUUGUACUCUGUCCAUAUAAUUUAAACAAUCUGAAAUACAGUAAAAGAAAAGUGAACAUUUGUAACAGGUUUUGGCAGUGUUUUAAUUCACCCUAUUUUCCAGAUGAUUAAAGAUUGCGCGCGUCUCGUGAUACGUAAAUACUUACAGCUAACCAAGUGUUGCUUUUCUAUUUACGGGUGGGAGGUAAUUUCAAAUUGUUAGUGAAGCAACAAAAAAACACAUAACCACCUUUGCUGUAAGUCUUUUGGGGAUUUGAUGGCCAAAGCCAGGGUUAAAGUAAACAUUAACAUCAAUCUAAAGUAACAAAAGACAAACAUGCGCUCAUUCUAUUAAGACGUGAGAAAGUAUCUUGAAAUUUACAUUAAGCUGCGGAAGAUUGAUAUAAUCAGAUAUGCUACGUUUCGGGCAUAUAUGUAUACUGUGCAGGACAUUUAUGUAGAUUCGUUUUUAGUUUUUUUUUUAAACAAGAGUUGUGUUUUCCAUGGUGAUAUGGGCCAAAUAUUAAAACUAAGAACCAGAAGUUCUGCUUUUGGUAAAAGAACAUUUACUUGGAACCUUUGUUUUCUAUUUCGAAUUGUUGGAAUCUUGGUUCUUCUAGUAACCAGCAUUAAAAUGCCAAAUUGCAGUGCCCUGGUUUUUACUGUUUUUGAGCAACAAAGCCAUCUUGCAUGUGGUAUUUCUGAAGAAUGUUUUAAUGAAUAAAAAAAUGUAAACAAAACAGCAGGGUCGGCGGGGGCUUCCUGUAGAAAGGCAGAAAAAACAUUUUUUUCUAAUUUAUGUGAAUCCUACAUGCGCAAUAUUUGCUGCAAAUCUUGUGGAGCAAUGUUUGGUACACAUGAAAUGUAUUUUUUGGAAAUGUUAUUGCGUGCCGUAAGUUGAAAAUCUGUCCAGUACAAACCUAAAUAUCGUACUAUAUCAUCAAAUUUGGAAUUUCACACCGCUUACCGGAAGCCAUACAUCAUAGCUAAACAUUAUUUGAGUAGGUUAUGUAAUGUUAAUGAAAAACAUUUAACUGAAUUUUGUAUUCAAGGCCCAUGCUGUCAAAAUUGAUAUAUUUAGUUACAUCAUUGAGUGUUCAAACAGAUAUUUGAGGAUAAAUUAUAAGAGAUGUUGGGGAUUAAUAUUUAAAAAAACAUUGGCAUCGUACACUACUAGAUAGUAGUGUACUAGAUAGUAAGUACACUACUAGAUAAAUGUAGAGCUUUAAAAUAACAAAGCAAAAUGCGUCUUGGGGUGCAUCGACAAUAGCUGCCAUUGGUGACCAGUUCCCAACAAAGACUUUUAAGUGAACUUUGAAUACACUUUUGGCAACUGUUCUUAGUAUUUUAUACUGAACUCGAAAAUAACUUGUCACGCUUUUACGAUGUGUGCAUUCACAUACAUUUGUGUGGAUAUUAGUGAUGUUCGCGGUAUUGUGGGUUUUUUUUUAUACUGUGAUAAUCACAUGCAGUGGAAAGCCAAUAAACAAAAUUGUGUACAUAAAUGCUACUAAGAGUCCACAAGUGUGAGGGGGGUCCAUACACUCAAUAGGAUAUAUUUUUAAAUUGCCAUUUGUAAUGUUACGCUUUUGACUCGAUCAUGGGCUACAUACGGAAAUGUAUUGUCUUUCCUCUGCCAUCAUUGGGAUAACGAGUGUAAUUCGGGAUUUUAACAAUUCACCCCUUUUUCCCUAAUUCAGUUAAAAAAAAUUGGUAGUCACUAUGUGAUUAAAAGAAUUUAUAUUUUCCCCCAUUGUGGUUCAUGUAUAAUUUAUAGUGGUAAAAAAAUGUGUGAAAGGUAAUUAACUUUUAAACACCAUCCGAUGUAUUUAUUGUAAUAUCACUUGUAUCCCUAAAGUGCAUUGUGUCAUUCACAUUGUCAUUCAAGAAUUCAUGAGUAUAUGAAAGGUAUAUAACCCGAAUAAUGCUUGCUGAACUUGAGGGGUUUUUUUUACACUAAACACAGCCUCCACUUUAGAUCAUUUGCCUCAGUUGAACGAAGCAUAAACACAUUUGAAUUGCAUGCGCGUCAGUUGGCAGAAUGUAAUCCACACCGUUUGCGUGCCCAUAACAUCAAUGUUGAGAUUGGCUCAAAAGUUAGAAUAAAAUAUUGUUUUGGUUUUGCAAUCCAUGGACAUUUUUCUUUGGUGGCUGUACAAGGAAAUUACAUGCUUAGCAUGACUAUUAGUCUCGCUUUAGCAUCAGCCAGACUAUAGUUUACAGUUGAUUGGCAUUGUAUUUAAUAUAUUUCUAUUUAUAACUUUGCAAGGAAUGCAAUGUUAAUUUCUUACCAACAAUGGAUAAUUAACAAAGUCUGUGAUUAUCCACACUUAUAAUUGAUAUUCUAAAUGGAUCUAUUGAGAACGACCGUUGAAUUUCACAAAAACCGAUACUCAUUUUAUUGAUCUCAAAUACAUAUUGCAUCGGGUUGACUCCAAUUGGGAUUUUAACCUCAUGCAUUGAUAUGAACACUCAGUUGUGUAAUAAAGGUGAUUAAAACAUUAAAUUAUCUGCCGCUGUCAUAAGCCACACUCCAAAUGUUUUAACUAUUCAGCUUUUUUUUUACAUAAUUUAAUUCGCUGAUAACUGAAUGUUUUGUUUUCUUAUCAGAGGCAGUUGGUACAUAUUUACAAUAAUUUUAAUCACAAUUUAUAAUAUGUAUCAACAAUAGCCAGUUGCAUAUUUCAUCCCAAUGUUAUUGUUUACAUUCAAGAAGUUACUAUGGUUACUCGUGUUAAACACGAAAACAUUUGAAUUGCAAUUACGCUCGUGCAAAUUGGCAGAGUAUACAUCGCCAAUGUUUAGGACACAGUUGGCAGCAUACAUUUAUGGUAAGCAACACAAAGCUGACGAUUGUUAACUGUCUUGCAGUAUUUUAAUUAAAGGACACCCCCAUUCGCAGCAGUUUAUCUCGUUCACCGCCAUGGAGUAACGCAUGGAAUUCUUGAGACAAGUGCUGUGGCAUUGCAUGUAACCUCAUGCAACAAGCAGAACGAGCGCAGCCUUUCCCAUAUCGUGCAUGAAUGGGACAAUCGCACCCGAAGACUGGAAAGGGCAUUUGGGCACGUGGCUUUCGGAGAUCUUUUGUGAUGGACCAAUCGGCAAAUACUUUUUAUAUUUCUUCAGAAUGCAUGCAAUGUGCUUAUUUCUCUAUAUUUAUUUGUAUACGUGUUGAUUCGUGCAUAUGUAUGCUUUGGUGUAAACUGCACCUGACCUGGCACAGGUUCCCUUGUGACGUCACCGUCGGUGGCGAAAUGUGACUGUUGUUGUGUGGUGGUGGUUUGUGAACUGUGCUACAAACCCACCAACUUCAGUUUGAUUUGCGGCCAAGGCUAACAUCGGUAGCAAUCGAUAUCUGAACCGGUGCUGGGCCUUGACUAGGUGUGGUGGGAUGAACAUCGGCACUGAAAAGACGAAAGCGGCUGCAAGCGUGGUGCUGGCCACACCACUACCUCGUACGUAAUGUCGGCCUUUAACAGGUGGUCGCUAAAAGCACGCCUCGGAAAUCGAGGCUUCUACCAUCUCUUAAAACGCGCCUCAGCCAAUACGUGCUGCACAUUUAAAAUGUGGAAUUGUCGUGCAAGUGAAAGUUUCAUAGUCGCUGCAUAUUGUUGUGGUGCUUAGGGGGAAUGUCUAUUUUCCCGGCACUUUGAGCACGAACGUGACAUCAUCUGAUAAAGUAUGGUAUGCUAUUCUGUUUUUCUCAACACAUGCCCUUUUUUAUAAUUUGUGAUGCUUUUUUGUACCCCAAACCUAAAAUUAUACAUUUGUACAUUACAUUAAAAAAUAUAUAAACUCACUUAAACCUCUCAUUGGAUCAUUUUUACUCAAUUUUUUAUUAGGUGCUUUUAGGAAAAACAUACCUUAAGUUACACACAAUACACUUAUUACUGUUGAAGUAUUGUGUAAUAAUAGUUGAUUAAUGGUAAGUAGCAAAACAUUAAAGUUAUGUUCUUGCAUUUUUAUAUUUUAAAACCUUAACAGAUUUUUUUUAAUUCCCUUUAUUAUGUGUAUAAGAAAUGUGCUUAGGUUUCUGCAGGCUCCGUGUAGUAGCAUUAAAGUUUUAUUUAAGAUUAUACCCAACUCGCCAGUAAGUUGUUCCCUCGUGUUUUUUUUCAUAUCUCAUUGUCCUUAAUGUACUUUGAUCACAAACUAUGAUUACGUUCUAAUUAUGGGUAUGCAAUUGUGACUACUGCCUAUAAUAAGUUGCUGAUGUAAGUUUUUGCGUCCCGAUCCAAACACUUGUGAUAUCAGUCAAGCUGUUCUUGCUUUGGCUACAUAGUUGAACUGUUUAGUUUUGACAACACUGGAGAAGACUCAAAAUAUUGGUACUAAAUGUAAUACCAUUUGCAAUUAAAUUGGCUGAAAUUUCUGCAUAACACGAGCCUUGUUUAGUAUAAAAUUUCUGGAUCCAUGCCCACAUGCAAAGAAAAUUGCACUAUGAACAACUAUUGCUUUUACAAAAUUGAUACCUCAAACUGGCUGCUAAAUAUCUGACAUGAAAUCCAGUACUUUAGGAGUGGCCAGAUGUCUGCACCACUGAAGUGGCUUGAAACUUCGUAACCACCCAUGAAUACAUCAAUCAGGUGCUCAAGUAUAAGUACAUUGAUAAUUAUUAAUUUCAGUCCAGUCAUCAAUUACUGCACACAAAAUAUCAAAUUUGCUUUUGCACUUUGGCUUAAUUCCAGGUCUGAGAAUUCAACACUGGUUUGAUUUGCAUGCAACAAUAUCAGCAGAGAGUAGAGGAAAGUGUGACCUUUGUUGUUUAAAGGAUAAAAUGGCCACCUGAAGGAUUUUAUCUGGAGCAUUGUGAAACACAUCUAACGCAGAUAAUCCUUUACAAGGGGAAAACUGGCCUACAUGAUUUCCAAAUGGAUCUUUGGUCUCAUCACAUGCGGAUAGCUCAAUUGGAAUAAAUUGGCGGCGUGGGGGGGAGACUAUAAAGUAAUGCAAUGCAUAUACUCAUUAAUAUUAAGAACUGGUGGUAGGCACUCUUUAGAAUAGUUUAAUCCUACGCAUUUGUAUUGUGGAUACAUUCUUGCAAAAAAGGAACGUUCCAGUUCAAGCUUGUGCGUCCAUCUAUUAGCGAUAUUUGUUGGUAAUAUAACUACCAUGCUCUGUUAAACACAAACCUUAUAGUACUAUUGCAUGCUCAUUCCUACAUAGUGCAUGUUAAGCAGGCAGCGUAACCCUUUAAUGCAUCAUGUGGUAACCCGAAUCAUUUUGGCUUGUAUUUUAUUUUUUUCAUUAAUAUUUAGUCGCAUUUUGUUUGAUAUAUUUAUGGAGUUAUCAAUUGCUUAUGCCUUUAGGUGUUGGUGCAAUUUCCGGUGAUAGUAUCACUUCCUGUUGAGCGAAUCACCUUCUUGGUUGUCAUGGAUGUAUAUAAAUUGAGGGCUCGUGAAAUGGGAAGUGGUGGUGGAAGAACUCAAGCUCAUCGAGCCAAGGUCCUAAGCUGCAUCCUGGGACAUGUGGAGCUGCGUUUAAGAGUUGCAUCGAGAGCUUCCGAGCCCGAUUACGAGCCCUUGACCACUCCUGGUCGCCACUUGAAUCACGUAUUUUUACGUGUACGACAGUUUUAAUUGGAUGUUAAUCUCUAUGUGCUACGUCCUUUCUUAAAUAUGCUUUGUCCUCCUUUCAUUUGGCUCUGUCCAUGUUACUUCAGAACUUAGCAUUGGACACUCCUUACAGUUGUAUCAAAUUGUUAUAAUGUCUUAUGUACUUAAUUUUCUGUCUCUCCCGGCUUCUCGUACCUAUACUUUUCCCGAACAAAACAUUCAGUCCGUUGUUUUCUCAUUCAAUGUCCAAUAAAUCUAAUCUGCCUCCUCUCUAAUUAUUCUCAUACAUUUUCCUGUUGUACCUGUUAUCUGUAAUAGCUUCAUGUUACUUGUCUUUUCUGCCCGUGUUAUAUACUUUACAUCUUUAAAAAAAAAGUAAUGUUGUUGGUUCUAGAAACAUGUUUUUUUUACUAAAUACAGAUGUUAAUGUUUCAGCAUUUUACAAUUCUCAGUAACUGAUCUUGUAUACAUAACUAAUAAUUCAUAUUUUUUUAACUGGAUUCCUGCCUUCACAUGUAUUCAAGCCACAGUUAUCCGGGUAUAAGAGGCCAUAUUCGGAGGAAAUAGACAAUCUCAUGUGAACAUACCAUUCCAUAUUAAUUGUUAGUGUUGCUCUUCAGAGAUAAAUAAACUAUUGGGAUGUUACAUAUAUUUUUCAGAACAACUUUUUUUAAGUCUUGGCCGAGAAAAAAUGGCAUUGUUUAAAAAAAAUUAAGAGCCUGAUGCAUGUAUCAAGAAACCACAUUUUCUACUAGUUUUCAGUAAAAAAAAAAAGGCCAAUUUUAAGCAAAUUAUUGGCAGUAAUUGUCUCUGCCAAUGCAUUGUGGAAGCCAAAACGUGUUUUGUCUCUAAAAAUGUGAGCUUUGGUGUAAAGCUUGGUCUGUUCUACCUUCAGCUGAGCUUGAGUUGAUUCACUGCCCCUAUUUUCCUGUAACAAUCUUGAUAUGCUCGGCACAAUCCUGGAGCUCAAAGGAACUACCAUUUUAUCUGACUUUAGAAUGUGAACUCUUGACUUGAGGCCAAUUUUCCAUAAAAUAUCUCAACAGAUUUGGGUUAGGCUAUGUAAUGAUACUGGCCAGAUCAUUGUGGCCUAACAAAAAAUCAAUUAUGAACCAACAUGCAUUGACUUAUUUUCUUUUGGUUCCAUUAACUAAAGCUGUAAUCUUCACACUUGUCCAAACUUGAAAUGACUGGUAUUAAUUUUACUUAAAUACUAAAAGAAUCAUAGGAGUGAUUUGGUUUUAACUAGUCAAUGUUUACAGACAUGGGAAUGUUGGUUCAUGUAACAAAAAGUGAAAAACAUUGGAAAAAAGAUCAAACUUUUUAUAAAUACGACUUUGUUGUAAUCUGUAUUUUCAUGUGGACAUGUCUCAAAGAAACAGUGCCACUUACUCUGUCUUGUCAUUAUGGCUGGUACAUAGCAGAGAGCCUUGUUUCUCAAAGUGAGUGGAUGUCAUGUUACAUGUUGCUUUUAAUCUCGUGCAGCAGAACUGGCAGAUUCAUAAAUAUAAAUGUUAAAAAUGUUGUUUCAAUGUAAUUUUAAUGUAAUGGAGAUACUUAACAUUUGGUGAAAAAAAAUUACGUUAUUGUUGAAUGGCUUCUAAGUGAAUGGAGUUUAAGUGUCACAGUGCAUAUUCAUAUUGGACUUUAUUGAAGUUUACACGGCAAAUGUUUGUCAUGAGCCUGUUUUAACUCCACCUGCAGUG
This is a messenger RNA of Lethenteron reissneri (Far Eastern brook lamprey), 11736 nucleotides long. Its product is annotated as forkhead box protein K2-like. Lineage: Eukaryota; Metazoa; Chordata; Hyperoartia; Petromyzontiformes; Petromyzontidae. Gene Ontology annotation, biological process: regulation of transcription by RNA polymerase II. The record is from RefSeq and is a predicted model, not a curated record. Gene Ontology annotation, molecular function: protein binding; RNA polymerase II cis-regulatory region sequence-specific DNA binding; DNA-binding transcription factor activity, RNA polymerase II-specific.